GAAAGGAAACUGAAAAUUUUCUGAUGCUCAAAAGCAAUUUAAAUUGAAGUACGGUAUUCCUUAUAGUUUGCUUACACAAGAGACUACUCUGAGACUACCUUUCUCCCUGGCCCUCAUAAACUGUUAAUUAUGUUACGCUUUAAAGCAUAAAAUGUUAUUAAGAUGAACUCUAGUCAAGUUGUUCAAAUUGUGGAUGAGCAAGUUAUGCUGGAAUUUGAUGAACCAAUUGUUGAAGCUAUAAAUGUUCUGACCAGCGAAACAUUGGAUGGAAAAAGCCAAAUGCCUCAUGAGUAUGGAGCUGUUCAAAGUUUUCAAGUUACCAGCAGCAGAGCAUGUAAUGAUGGACCUACUGCUGUUAAUUCACAUGAUGACAAUUAUUAUCAGCAGCCGGACAUUGCCAACUCAUCACAGGAUGACAGGAGCAAGAGUGCAAUGCAGACAAUCCUCCACAAAAAACAGGAAGAUAUGUGUGAGAUUAGGAUGGAUAAAGUACAGUUCAUUGAAGAUACCCAAAAUGAUGUUUUUCUGGAGUCCUGCAUUGAUUCUGUCUGGACUGAAGAGGUUUUACUCAAGUUUAUCUCUCUUCAUAGUGAUAAAUUCAGAUGGCAGGACUCCAGUAAUCAUCCUUUACUUUAUGAAGAACUUAAAAAUGAACUAGAAUUAGAUGAUUCCAUUAUGUGGCGCGAACUAGAACACAAAUGGAAGCAACUUAACCAAAUAUAUGCAAUACUAGCUGCUAAAACUGACAUCUCCAGCCUGGAAGCACGCAAGUCUGCUUUGUUUGUGCAAUUACAGGCAGCAGAAUCCUCUGAAAUUUCCUCAUGUAUUUCUGAAAAUAACUCUGUAAAUUCUGAAACAAAAAUGUGUUCAAUUGUCCGCCACAAAAGAAAGAGCCCAGAAUUUACUUGGUCUCUUGACAUCACCAGGCGCUUCAUUCAGAUGCGUACCAAUAAGCAUUCAGAAAUUCCUAUCAAAGGUCAUACUGCUGUGUACCAGGAAGUUCUGCGUGAUCUUGGUAUUGAUGACCGAGUAACUGUUAUGAUGGCUAGGAAGAAAUGGAACUACCUUGUCAAUAGGUACCAGGAUGAAUAUGCUGCGGGGGGUGAACGCUCAUGGGCACUCAUGAAUGACAUGGCUGUUGUUAUGAACACUUUUGCUGGCCUUGAUACAUCAAAGCUGAAAAGCCGGGCUUCUCCUGAGUUUCUGUGGCCCAAUGAACUGACAGAAAAAUUUAUUGAGCUUCGAGUGAGCAAAAAACAAGAUUUCUUAAAAUAUGGAGUGCAGCACACUUAUUCAGCAAUAUUGAAAGAGCUGGGCAUUGCUCGAAUAUUGACACCUACGCAUUUGAGGAAGAAAUGGAACUACCUUGUUGCCAAGCAUAAAGAAAUUAGUAGCUAUUGUACAGACGGCAGCCAUGGUUGGGCUUUCUACGACAGCAUGACCAAUGCACUUGAUGCUCUUGCUCAGUGUUGGGAACCUGAGAGAAUUCUUCACACAUCUCCUUCUCAUCAGCCUGAGCAAAUUUGGACUCGACCUGUUGUAAUUAAAUUCAUCCAAUUGAGGGCUGCCUAUUGUAAAGAAACAAAAAACUGCUCCGCCAUGUACAGCUCCAUCCUGUCUGAGUUGGGGUUGUCCUCAACCUUCAAGCCUCACCAAGCACGCAAGAAGUGGAACUAUUUAUGGAACAAGUAUCAGGAACUGAACGAGGUUGGCGUGAGUGGAUACCUGCGACAAGCCUGGCCCUACUUCACCGUCAUGAAGAGCAUUGCGCACCUCAUACCUGAAAGUAAAAACUCAGUUACCUACGAAACUCCACAAGACGAUCCCGGCAAAGAGGCUGUCAGUGAAGUGCAGCGCAGUGAGGUGAAGCCGACGCGCAUCUACCGCUGCUUUCUCUGCUCUGUCAACGGCACCAACGUCGCUGAUUACUUCUUCUUUGAGAACGACCAGCGACUUCUGCACACUCAGAACACUGUGCUGCAGUUGCUGGAGCAGUUAGUGGGGCACAAACUUAUAAAUUUCGAGUCGACUACGAUGCUAUGUUCCCGCUGCACGACCCUGGUGAACGAAGGUGACGCGGUGCUACAUCGACACGACAAGAUAAAGCAGGAGCUUCGGGGGCUGUACCAGACGAGUAGGAACAACGCGACGCGAGACGACUCCUGUAACAUCGUCAUGGGCAACGAUCCCUCCUCCCCGACCCUGGAAGUCGAAGCUGAUUCUGUUAUCUCGGUCGAGGAGGACGCGUCGGGCGACAUAGUGAUGAAGCAGGAGCCUCCAGAUGUCGCUUCAUCGCGCAUCUCCUACAGCAAACGCGGCCGUAAAAGAAAGGCCACCGUUUUUACGGAAGCUAUUCAGACGUGCAUGAAACUGGAACCAAACGAUGAUGCUUAUGAUCCAAACUCUGAUUUGAAUUACUGCUAUGACGACCAGUAUUUUGAGCCGAAGCCGAAAAAGAAAUUCAUCUCUGCCAGAAGUAAAGGAAGAGGCCGUGGUCGAAGAGGUAGAGGCAGGGGGAGAGACAGGCCUCUUGUUAGAUCAACAUUGAUAGGCCGAGGCCUCGAUGGCCAGUAUUCAAACUCAAACAAGCAAAAUACGUCAUCUUGCAGAGGACCUAAAAUUUUUAAUUGUUCCGAGUGUAGAGAGGAGUUCAAGAAAUACAGCGACCUCAUCUCUCACAGGAAAGAGAAGCAUACCGUGGUCGACAACACCCCUCUAGAGGUGGAGGAAACUGUGCUGGACACGGGGCUCAUAACUUACUUUAAUAAGGAUAAAGCUAAUAGUUUAGGGACGAGUCAUCCUUGCAAAGACUGUGAUAAAAUAUUCUUGCGCAAGGAUGAUUUAUCGUAUCACCACGAGCUCUAUCAUACUAAUGGCAAAGGUCGUUCCAAAUCUGCUUUCAAAGACAAGUCGUAUGUGUGUGAAGAGUGUGGCGAUACGUUCUUGUUCAAAUAUAGGCUUAAACUUCACAUUAAUAGCAAACACUUGAACGAUGCGGGAGAAGCCGCUAAUGACUUCACUUGCGGUGACUGUGGCACAAAGCUUGGCAGCUUACCUGGCCUGACGUUCCACAUGCGCAAGCAUCAUAACAAAGUCCUGAACUACAAGAAGAGUGCAGAGUUUCUGUGCAGCGACUGUGGCUUCAUGGCCACAUCCGCCAAGAAACUCAAGGAUCACCAAGAAGCUCAGUGUGGUUACGCUGCCAAAGAGCAAGUUCAGUGCGAGACCUGUGGCAAAACUGUCCUCAAAGUCUCUCUUAAAAUGCAUAAAAUAAAAAUGCACUCUGAUUUUAAAGAACAGUGUGAUCGAUGUGGGGAGAAAUAUGCCACGAAAACUGAUCUUCUGCGACAUGUUAAUGUUGUCCACUUGAACAUCCUACUGUACGCGUGUAAGCAAUGCAAUGAAAAGUUCCCUACUUCCGAUGCCUUGCGUUAUCAUCGGGUCAAGAUGCAUGAGAAGCCUGCAUUUUUCUGCCAUAUUUGCAAUAAAAGCUACAAGCGCGUGGGCGAGCUUAACACUCACGUGAAGCGCGUUCACAACGACCGUCGUAAAGCAGAAGUGUGCAGCUAUUGCGGCAAGGAAUACUACGACAGGAGCGGCCUGCGUAACCAUCUUGUGAGCAAGCACAGCGUUCCGCCCGAGUUCACAUACUCUGAUAACUACCUCCGUAAGAAGCGCUUCGAGGGUUUACCUUUGGCAAAAAUUUUCGAACGCCGAGACGGGAUGGAUGAAGUGAGCAAUAAUUUAUCAUUGGGUUGUCCACAGCAGGAGCUUCGUGUGUCUGAGGAGCAGCAAGGAUCCGACCAUGGAGAUUCUGACCUGCACAAGGAAGCGUUGAUCCAGGAGAGCCCUGUGGCUGUAGAGCGUUCCCUCGCUUCAUACUCUGACAUUAAUGGACAAGAAGAAGAAUCUUCUAUGGUCGUCACAGAAAUAACCGAGAACUCGGGUUCUGAACACCAGCAGAUCAUCCUAGACUCGCACGGUAAUAUUAUUCAUCAAGAUCUCCACCACCAACACCACCACCAUCAUCACCACUACCACCAUCACCAUCAGCACAAUCUGAUGCACUCUAACUCUUGUGAAGAUGAGUGUGCUGUCCACGUCGUCCAUCAAUUACCCAACAACCAGCAGGUGCCUCAUCAGUAUCACCACCAGCAGCCAGGCCUCAACCUCCAGCCUCAGCGCACCAUCAUCGGACUCGAUGUCAUGUAUCAGGUCGCCGAGGACCAGAAUGUCAAGACAGCUCAUGUUGGCCUCUAGUCUCGCGAGAUUCCUCCAUGGACUAAGUGCUCCUUAGGGUGAACUUGCAAAAUGUUUACAUUCAAUUCCUGUUUAUGAAUUAUGCCAAAUCAGAUUGUUCUAUUGGAUUUAAAUUCUGAAUCUCUAUCACCACGCAUUAAAAUCUUCUAUACAGAAUGAGACACCGGGCCAAGAUCUGUCUUCUGGCAGGAUACAGGCUGGAACGAUAUAUCUACUGUACUUUGAUUAAGUAGGAAACUAUCUUGUUGAAUCUUUUUUUUUUCUUUGAUGAUAAUGUCAGACAUCCUCACGCUUUCCUGUUUCUUCAAAAAUAUUCGUACGCGAUUUUCUGCUCUAUAACUAUCAAUAGUCAAUACUCAAAUCUCGGUAGUGAAUAUAAAAUUUGAAAAAUUGUGUUACCCAACAUAAUUUUCAAUGCAAGAACAUAACUGUAGCGUCUCAUGCUAGGAGUGCCUGGGUGCGUGUCACCGCUGGUGUCACUUGAGCCAUUCGUCAGUUGUAAUUUUGUGUCCAUUAUCUGUAAAAAUUGUAAUUAUCGCGUACGCAGCCGAGCCGAACUUUCGACUCUUUAUUAUCUAAGUUAAGAAAUUACGCACAGUUUCUGUUAAAUCUACCUCGACACCUUUGUAAAUUUACAACUGCAAUUUAUGCCUUAAUGCUAAUUUUGCAAAAGCUUUGUUUUUUUCAUGAGUUGCUAUUACUAUAUUUCUUGAACUUUUACGAGCUAUAAUCGAAAAUUUUCAUUUCUCCAGUUAAAUUGAACUAAUUAUAAAGAUGAAGAAACACUUCUGCGUGAAGUUGAAAUGGCAAUUAUCUAGCAUUAAGUAACGAUCAAGUUCACUUCUUGCAUCAAUCAACAACCAGUAUAAUUAUAUUUUAUAAUAUCUACUUCAUCGUCAGUCACUUCCCGUAUGGCGAGAGGUGAAGUAAUGCAGAAGAGGCCUAGACUGGGACGCCGCCUGUUGAGGUGUCGAGCGUGGCCGUAUUUUGAAACUUCGGUCGGGAUUGUUGAAAUAUCCUUCUUAAUUCGAGGCGAGCCAUGGUUUUAUUCCAACAUUCCGGAAGGAAAUUACGAAUAACUGCGUACCACAUGGUUUCCUAUAGGCAGUGUUAUGUACUGAUGGUCACGUAGACUCGGUUAUUGCAUCGCAAUUCAGUAAUAUAGCAAUAGCGGUUUCA
This is a messenger RNA of Hyalella azteca, 5439 nucleotides long. RefSeq lists its product as uncharacterized. The coding region runs from base 163 to 4260 and encodes 1365 amino acids. Lineage: Eukaryota; Metazoa; Arthropoda; Malacostraca; Amphipoda; Hyalellidae. The record is from RefSeq and is a predicted model, not a curated record. Gene Ontology annotation, biological process: regulation of DNA-templated transcription. The transcript is spliced from 5 exons. Gene Ontology annotation, molecular function: RNA polymerase II cis-regulatory region sequence-specific DNA binding; DNA-binding transcription factor activity, RNA polymerase II-specific.